Eleginops maclovinus (Patagonian blennie) is the source of this 1798-nucleotide messenger RNA. RefSeq names its product trafficking protein particle complex subunit 6B, like (gene trappc6bl). The coding region runs from base 296 to 787 and encodes 163 amino acids. Lineage: Eukaryota; Metazoa; Chordata; Actinopteri; Perciformes; Eleginopidae. Gene Ontology annotation, biological process: regulation of GTPase activity; endoplasmic reticulum to Golgi vesicle-mediated transport. Gene Ontology annotation, cellular component: TRAPP complex; trans-Golgi network; cis-Golgi network. The record is from RefSeq and is a predicted model, not a curated record. The transcript is spliced from 6 exons.
AAUAUUUAAUGUUUUACUCUGUUAAAUGUAUUUUAACUGCAACGCGUGUUAUAUUCAAAUGCACUGUUUUGUCCUUACAUACCAAUAUAGGCAAAACCAGGUCUGGACAAGGUGGCCAGCAAAAACAGUAGCCAUCUAUCUGGCGCUGUCUAUCAAGCUAACGCUAACGCCUUUAAGGGUUUCCAGUUUCACGUUACUGUUGAUUUUGUCUUUAAAGGAACAGCUAACUAGGUUACGUGAAUCUGUUUAGCUUACGUGUUGUAUUGGGCUUUAUAACCUUUUGUUUUUGGCAGGAAUGGCAGACGAGUCUUUGUUUGACUUUCUCCAUAUGGAGAUCGUCUCACAUAUUUACAAGGAGCAGCAAUCCAGUAAAGGGGAGAUGGAUAACAAGGAUAGAGCUGUCUGUGUUUCUGUUCUCGAAAGUAUGGGCUUCAGGGUGGGACAGGGACUCAUUGAGAGGUUGACCAGGGACUCCCCCAGCUUCAAGGAUGAGUUGGAUGUAAUGAAGUUUGUCUGUAAGGAAUUCUGGACAAAGGUGUUCAGGAGGCAGGUUGACAACCUCAGAACAAACCAUCAGGGUACCUAUGUCCUGCAGGACAACAAGUUUUCUUUGCUAACUCAGCUCUCAAGCGGAAAACAGUACCUGGAUCAGGCUCCUAAGUACCUUGCCUUUUCGUGUGGUGUGGUGAGAGGAGCUCUUUCUAACCUUGGUAUGGACAGCGUGGUCACAGCCGAAGUCUCUGUUAUGCCAUCUUGUAAGUUCCAAGUGGUGGUCCAGAAGUUGUGACCUGAUCCUCUCUGCUACCCUGGAGCAGAUAAACAGGGCCCUGAAGGCUUCAGCAAUCCUUAAGAGAGGAUAGUAGUUCCUGUCCAACCACAGAGGGAAUCAAACAUCACCCUGAUUCCCACAACUAAGUCAAAGAGGACUAGGCAGGUUCUGCUACAUCUCUAGGUGCCGAUGAAAAGGCAUAAAGGAUUUUCCAGGGUUUACCUUUACUUGUCAUACUCUGACACAGAACACAAUUUGUUUUAUUCCUUGUGAGUUUUGAUUAUUUGAGUAUGGUUAACUGAAACAAUGUAUGGUUUUUCAAAUGUAGUUUUCACAAAUAAGUGGAGCCUGGCCCUACCUGACCCGGCCAAGCUUUGUAAUACAAUAUUGACUGUCACUGGUGUUAAUGCAAUAAUGUGAAUGUAUAGUAAAUGAAAAGGUCAUUUAAUAUUCUUUGUAAUUUGUUUCAAUUUUUAGACUUCAAUUUGAGAGGACAUACGAAGAAAUCAAAGGAAACCAUAAUUGAAAAUGUGUUUUUUUCUUUUGUUUUUUUAGGAUAGAAUAACUGCGAUAUCAUCUAUUUGAUUGCUAGCAUUCUUUUGAAAAUGAUUGCACCUCACAUCAAAUUCAUUAUUUAAUGCACAUAAUCUGUAACUAGUUCCUGGUGCUGUGCUCUGCCUUGUAGCAGAUUGCCUUUUGGGGGCUGGAACAUUCAUGAAUGCUAUUGUUUUUUUAAAUUUCAGUUCCUUUAAAGGUAAAAUGCAAAUCUAGAAUAAACCAUUGCUGCAGGAAUUUUCCUUUUUAGAAUUCCGUUUUGUAACUGGAUGUGAUAUUGGUUUCUCAGCAUCAGUUUUUCAGCAGUCUCUUCCUUUGUAGUGAGAUUACAUUUUGGGGUUUACAAAUUAUUCUGUUUUGUACCAAAAUGUUAACAUUUUUGUCUGUAAAGCUUAAUAUGUGUAGUAUGUAGUAAUGAGAUUUGCCUUGUUGCAAAUGUGAUUAAAUGGUGUUGGAUUGCGUGACAUAAUUGUG